AUGUUCGGAGAAAAGGAGCUGAGCACCGGAAGCAGGGUUCUAUUUGAUAUUCUUGGCGCCAGCAACAUUGUAGGUAUUAUUUUUCGAAUCCUCGUGGGGUUACCUGCAAUAUUGAUUAUGAUUGUAUCUGGAGUUUUCAGUAGCAAAGAGGAUGCUCAAUCUAAGGUUUCACUUGGAGUGGGUAUUUAUGCUGGAAUCACCGUCUUUACUCUUACCUUGCAGUGGGGUGUAUGUGUAAUUUUUGGAAGGAGAAAGUUGCCACAGGAAUCGACGUCUAGUCAUGCAGAGGUAGCGCAAACUAGUUCAAAUUGUUUGCUGGCAAAAGAAGUCAUCACUGACUUAAAGGAUACCGGUGUUACGAUCGACGAAAAGACUCGUCGCACAGCUGGGAUUAUGCUCUUAACUUUGAUUCCUUACAUAAUCAUUCAACUUGUAGAUAUCUUCAAAAUAUCAUUUGGGACCCACGUAGUGAUUUUGAUAUUACUCAUCAUAUCAUCCACGAUGCUACUAUUAUAUUUCGUCUACCAGGUUAUGAAUCCUUGGAUGCAAGAAAGGAGUUUAGCCUACACAAAGUAUGAGACAGUGAGAACAGGAUUUCUGCAGCACCUGCAACAACAUGGAAAGCUCAUUGAUGAAGAUGGGAACCUUAAUGAUUCUGUCAUCAAAAAUUUAUUUGCUGAAACAGAUAAUGAUGCCAACAACGCUAUAACAAAGGAUGAAAUAGAAAUGUUGAUGCGUGAUUUAAUUAAUAAAGGAAUGAUGAAGGUUGACAAAGAAUUUGCUGUUUCUGAAAUUGUGAAUGAAAAAGUGGUGUAUGGAGAGUCGUUAGUAUGGACUUUUAUCAAAUCUAUAUUACAAGUGUUGUUGGGUAUUGUUGCAAUGACCUUCCUUGGAGGACCUCUGACAACUAGUAUCCUACAGUUAUCAUAUUCCAUGAAUGUGCCUUCUUUCGCCAUCUCGUUUGUUGUAGUGCCAUUGGCCAUGAAUUGCAGAGCUGCAAUAGCAGCAAUUUCUCCAGCCAGUCACAAGAGUGAAAAGAGUGCUUCUUUGACAUUUUCAGAGAUUUAUGGUGAAGUUGUAAUGAGCAACAUCUCAAAUUUGACAGCACUGUUAGCAAUUGUUUAUGCAAAGGAUUUGAAUUGGGAUUAUUCAGCAGAAGUGCUAACAGUUUUGGUGUGCACUGGGCCUGCACAGGGUCCGCCCCUGAUGAUGACCCCAUUCACGGGGCACCACUAUUAA
Molecule: messenger RNA, 1239 nt
Organism: Fraxinus pennsylvanica
Lineage: Eukaryota; Viridiplantae; Streptophyta; Magnoliopsida; Lamiales; Oleaceae
Source: the annotation of a GenBank genome assembly